Fusarium musae is the source of this 1593-nucleotide messenger RNA. RefSeq lists its product as uncharacterized. Gene Ontology annotation, molecular function: protein binding; ADP binding. The transcript is spliced from 3 exons. Bases 1 to 1593 code for a protein of 530 amino acids. The record is from RefSeq and is a predicted model, not a curated record. Lineage: Eukaryota; Fungi; Ascomycota; Sordariomycetes; Hypocreales; Nectriaceae.
AUGAAUGACCAGAUGCUGGAAUCGAGUGGCCAGCCCCUUCAAGGAACUUCAGUUUUACUGUUUGGGCUUGGAGGGAUGGGUAAGUCGUCGAUCACCGUCAAGUACAUCUACAACAAUUAUAAGAAGUACGAGCCAUACAUCUUCUGGAUCCCCUGUGACACUCGGCAGAAGCUCAUGGCGGCUGUUCUUGUAGCUUGUCAGUGGCUGAAAAUACCACUAGAGAACUCGGAUGCCGAUCUUGCCAAGGCACCUGGUGUCUGGAAAUAUUGGCUUGAACAUUCUGACAAACAGUUCAUUGUCGUUUACGAUAAUGUAGAGGAAAAGUCUGUGCUGGAAGAGGUCUGGCCGAAAACUUAUUCCGGCACUAUCAUCGUCACCAGCCGUCGGAGGGAUGUUGCCGCUGACCUCGUUAUGCACGAACACGAGAUAACUGCCAUGCCUCCUCUUGGUAGUCGCCAUCUCCUGCUCGACUUGCUGCACCCUUCGCUACAAGAACAAGCCGAGAAAGAUUUAACAGUGGUUGAUAAGAUUUGCGAGUUUCUUGACGGCCUCCCUCUAGCCAUCUUACUCACAUCGUCGAUGAUUGAUGCUUGCAAGUCUUUAAGCGGUAUCCUUCAAAGGCUAGAGAAAUCUCGAAAGACGCUCUUGGAAUGGUCCGACGAGAAAAAGAAGAACACACCGUUGUCCUUGAUGCUUGUCUGGGAAGCCAACAUCAAAAAUCUUUCUUCGGAUUCACUUCAACUUCUACAUGUUAUGGGGCUUUUGGAUCCCGAUAAUUUCACAGAAGACAUGGUGUCGCCUGAGAUAGUUGCUUCUCAAUCGUUGCCUCUCCCUGCAGACGAAACUUCAUAUCUCUAUGCCCUUGCCGGACUAUCCGAAUAUUCACUUGUGCGCGGGGACAGAUCAUCAAUUUGUAUGCAUCGUUUGCUACAGGAUGUCAUUAUCGAGAGAAUGAGCCCAGAGACGUUGAGAGAGUCUUUCAACACAGCUGUGCAAAUCUCUCUUGCUGUUUUCCCAAAACAAUCUGAUGAGGGUCUUUUGAUGUCUUCUUUCUGGCUGCAGUGUCAAAAGUAUCGCUCGCAUGUUGAGUCGUCAAUGUAUGAAAGCGGUGACUACAUCCGCGCCAAUGAUUUGGCCCACACAGGCCUUGAAAUCCUGAAGCACGUCAAAUGUGAGACGAGGCGGUUGCAAGCGGAUCUCUGGACAACUAUUGGCGGAGCUCAGCUUCUAGCGACAAACUCCAAAGAAGCCUACGACAGCUUGAAGGAGGCUCUUGACUUGAGGCUGGGCGCAGUAGACGACGGUCUAAUGGAACCUGACCAUCCUCAAAUUGCCAACUCGUAUAUGAGCUUAGGUGCAGCAGCUGUUGGCGUCGGAAACCUGGACGAGGCGAUCGAUCUUGGAGAGAAGUCUAUCGAAAUUCGUUCGGGGAGAGAAGAAGAGCAGAUCCAGAUGCUCGCAAUGUCUCACCAUAACGUUGCCUUGGCUUCGCUCUGCGCUGGGCAACUAGACAAGGCAGAGAAAUUCUCCAAACGAUCGAUCGAGUUAUCUAGGACUAGAUCACCCAGCAUGACAAAGGAGCAGCGGCUGUAA